This is a messenger RNA of Lingula anatina, 1074 nucleotides long. Its product is annotated as RWD domain-containing protein 4. Gene Ontology annotation, molecular function: protein binding. NCBI's taxonomy places the organism in Eukaryota, Metazoa, Brachiopoda, Lingulata, Lingulida, Lingulidae. The record is from RefSeq and is a predicted model, not a curated record.
AUGCUUUUAUCACAACUGAUUUGCUUUAUACUAAUAACCACAUAUCCCUUUGUUGUAAUCCAUCAGUCACAGUAGCUGGCUUUGACAAGGCCAGGUUGUUAAUCCUCUGUCCGGCGGAUUUAGACUUCUUCGCUAUUAGCAGCUAGGACCUGAUUUAAAAUGACAGCGAAAGAAUUGCAGGAGGAAGAAGUUGAAGUUUUAACAUCUAUUUAUGAUGGCGAUGAAUGUUUUAAAAUAGCCAGUGAGACUUCCUUUCAAUACAAGAUUGGAGAAGAUGGAAGUUACAAAUCAUUUUUGCUGGAAAUCAGUUGGCCUGAGAAUUACCCAGAAGAACUGCCAAAUAUCAAGCUGGAUACCUUUUAUAAUAAACACUUGUUAGAGGAUGUCAAAAAGAAAAUAAUAGCAAGACUCCUUGAGGAAGCAGAGCCUCUACUAGAGACUGCAAUGACAUACACCCUCAUAGAAUGUGCCAAGGAAAAUGCAGAAGACUUGCUCAUAGACCAGCCAAGUGCACCUCCUCAGGCUGCUAAGGAGAUAAAAACUGAAGAAGAGACUCCUGAGCAAAGCUCAAAGAAAAAAGAAAAGAAAGAACAAUUGACGAAAGCUCAGAAAAGACGAAUGUUUGACAAACUUGACAACAGAGGAGAGAAGCCCAGGGGGUAUGACUGGGUGGAUGUAGUGAAACAUCUUAGUCAAACUGGAAAACAGAAAGAAGAGUCUUAACUUCCAAAGAUUAUUAAAUAUUUAUAUUUUUGGUGCUCUGAGGCAGAUAUUUACUAAUAAAAAGAAGCUUUUAGAAGAUGUUUAAUGCUCAAAUAAACCAUGCUGCACUAUACUAUAUAAAUCAUUAAAAAAAGUCAUACCCAAUUUUGAGCACAUGCACUGUUUUAUUAUAGCCAUCUAUGAAAUAGACAAUGCUUUUUUUCAGCAUUAUUCUUUGAGGUAUGUUGCUACUACAUUAGAGACUACUUGCAGGAGUCUAACAGUUUGCUUUCAUACAAGAGAUACAUUGAAAUAUCAUAAUACAUUGUCUAAUGAAUGAGUGCAAUAAAAUAAACCUCAUCUGAACAGGAA